Molecule: messenger RNA, 1056 nt
Organism: Penicillium cataractarum
Lineage: Eukaryota; Fungi; Ascomycota; Eurotiomycetes; Eurotiales; Aspergillaceae
Exons: 7
Coding region: 1-1056 (351 amino acids)
Molecular function (GO): oxidoreductase activity
Source: RefSeq, a predicted model, not a curated record
AUGCCUCAAUUACCUCGCUACGAAUAUACCGGUCCGGUGGACUGCACCAUUCCACCGAACCGAGAUGUUUUGAAAGGAAAGAGCGUUAUUAUUACUGGCGGAGCAAAUGGCAUGGGUGAGGCGACGGCGCGAGCUUUUGCCGCUGAAGGAGUAUUUGUUACAAUUGCCGAUCUUGAUGUUGCCAGAGGUGAACGUGUUGCAGAGGAGCUGAGUCCGUUCGUGUCACUGACCAAGUCCCUCUUCAUGCUGUGGGAGGGUUUUAGUCGUUUGAUCAUGUUACUGAUAGAGGCUUAUAGCAAUGCUCGCUUUGUUAAAUGCGAUAUCACCUCUUGGGAUGAUCAAGUUUCUAUGUUUGAAGCUGCGAUUACGCAUUCUCCGAAUAAGAGCUGUGAUAUCGUUAUUGCGAAUGCAGGAAUUAGUCGUGCUUCUGGGGACGAUCUGUGGCCAUUGGAUGACCCUGAUGCUGCACCAGUAAAGCCGAAACUGAAUAUUGUCAAUGUCAACUUGAUUGGUACGAUGUACACAUGGAAAUUGGCUGUGCACUACUUUCGCAAGCAGCCCGAUACGGAGGAUCGAGAUCGCUGUUUUAUCAUGACUGGAAGCAUGACGGCGUGGAUUGACUCACCUGCAAAUUGGCAGUACACCAGCACCAAAUAUGCACUGCGCGGAUUGAUGAGAACUGCACGACGCAAUUCCCAUGAACAAGGCAUUCGAAUCAACUACGUCGCUCCAUGGCAAGUCGCCAUUAUCCAAGACAAAGAUCACCGCACCGAGUACGAAGCCCAGCUAAUCUCCAAGGGGGUUGAAUUCGCUCCCCAAGAGGACGUGGCUUCGUGUAUGAUGAAACUUGCCACAGAUAGGACAAUUAACGGUCACUCUUUGAUGAUUACGCCGAGGUCGGUUGCUAAAGAGGGCUUCAUGGAUGUCGGUAAAGAUGAUCAUAUCGAAGAAGGAUAUUUCAAACAUACACAGGAUGUUCAGCUUAGGAUUAUUGAGGAUCAGUGGGUGCCAGGUUGGAGUAAAGGGAGGACUCCGGAGGGUGCAAAGAAGGCAUGA